Messenger RNA from Lingula anatina, 804 nucleotides. Its product is annotated as aldo-keto reductase family 1 member B1. NCBI's taxonomy places the organism in Eukaryota, Metazoa, Brachiopoda, Lingulata, Lingulida, Lingulidae. The record is from RefSeq and is a predicted model, not a curated record. Gene Ontology annotation, molecular function: oxidoreductase activity.
CUGUGGAACAACGCUCACGCCCGCGAAGAUGUCCAGGUUGCAGUGAAGAAGAGUCUUCAGGCGCUGGGGAUGGAAUAUAUUGAUCUCUUCCUCGUUCACUGGCCGGUGGCUUAUAAGAGCGGCGAGGAAUGCCACCCCAAGGACGCAGAUGGGAAAAUAGCCGUUGCGGACGAUGACGAACAUGAUUACCUUGAGACAUGGAAAGGUAUGGAAGACAUACUGGAAGCAGGGUUAGUCAAAGCUAUCGGCGUCUCCAAUUAUAACAUAGAUCAAAUGCGCCGACAGGUGGAGAAUUGCAGGAUAAAGCCAGCUGUCUUAGAGAUCGAAACACACCCAUUCAUGGCCAAUGGGGAACUGGUGGAUUUCUGUCAGACUCAUGGGAUAGCCGUGAUCGGGUAUAGCCCCCUGGGGAAGCCCGGACGCUCUUGGAAAACGGAAGGAGACCCGGAUAUUUUCACCAACGAAACCAUAGCAACCAUUGGGAAGAAAUACAACAAGUCUCCUGCACAGGUGGCGCUUCGGUACCAAGUCCAGCGACAGGUUUGUCCUGUGCCCAAAACUAAGACCUUGUCACGACUGAAAGAAAAUAUAGAUAUAUUUGACUUCGAGCUCUCUGGAGAUGACAUGAAAAAGCUUGAGAAACUUAACCAGAACUUCAGGGUGUUAUGGCUGGAGAGUCUAAAACACAGCAAAAAUUAUCCAUUCCAUUCGUAAAUACAGGACUAGGAGGUGUAUCAUGCUGAAUUAAGUAUCGUGAACGGUGAAUCAUCCCUCAUAUUCGUCAGACAAACGUCCAAUAUACCG